AUGUACUAUUCUAACGGCUCUCAGACGACUCCGCAUGUUGGUUCCUUUCAAGGCAAUCAACCGUAUGCGGUGAUGCCUCGUCAUAUUCAACACCAUCGUCAACAGUUCGUAGAUCAUACCCAACAGCAGCCGCAACCAUCAUCUCAACCACCACCACAACCAUCCAUUCAACAACAACAACAACAACAGCGACAGGUGAUGCAGCCGCAGUAUACGCCUAAUCCUCAGUUUAUGCAGAUGCCAAUGACCUCCGUCAAUCAGAACUUUGUAAAUAAUUAUCCUGGAGUUCCUGGUGGGUAUCAGUCCUUUGGUUACAGUGCCCCACAACGUCAACAGACGGUACCCAUUCCAUCUAAUGAUGAUCGAUAUCGCAAACAACUUAUUGUGAACUAUCUCGCACCUGAUGUGGCCAGUGCAGAGUUGCACGAACUCUUCUCACGCUUUGGCCCACUUGAUGGGGCCCGCAUCAUUUACGAUAGACAAACAAACCUUCCAAAGGGGUAUGGCUUUGUGUACUUUGCACACCCAGAAAAUGCAAAGGAGGCGGUGGAACGGAUGAAUGGUUUUGAAUUCCACGGGAAACGACUAAAGGUAGGGUACAGUACAAACCCACUUAACAUCGUUUCUAGUGUUCAUACACAAUACACACAUGGGGCAAUAGUUUGA
This is a messenger RNA of Trypanosoma theileri, 666 nucleotides long. RefSeq names its product putative RNA-binding protein 6. Gene Ontology annotation, molecular function: RNA binding. Lineage: Eukaryota; Euglenozoa; Kinetoplastea; Trypanosomatida; Trypanosomatidae. The coding region runs from base 1 to 666 and encodes 221 amino acids. The transcript has a single exon. The record is from RefSeq and is a predicted model, not a curated record.